Messenger RNA from Penicillium cataractarum, 1089 nucleotides. RefSeq names its product E3 ubiquitin-protein ligase. The coding region runs from base 1 to 1089 and encodes 362 amino acids. Gene Ontology annotation, biological process: protein polyubiquitination; positive regulation of proteasomal ubiquitin-dependent protein catabolic process; ubiquitin-dependent protein catabolic process. The record is from RefSeq and is a predicted model, not a curated record. Gene Ontology annotation, molecular function: zinc ion binding; ubiquitin conjugating enzyme binding; ubiquitin protein ligase activity. The transcript is spliced from 3 exons. Lineage: Eukaryota; Fungi; Ascomycota; Eurotiomycetes; Eurotiales; Aspergillaceae. Gene Ontology annotation, cellular component: ubiquitin ligase complex; cytoplasm.
AUGUCCAUCGGUCUGUUUCAGUUCCAGUUCUACAUCCCUCCCAUCGAUCUUGAUUUUGAUCGAUUGGGGGCUUUCGCAACGGUAACUGGCAGGCGUUUUGUUCAGCUUUCGGAGGCUCUGCGGUCUCGCCGCUCUCCAUGGGCUGAGGACGUCGCACGCCGAGGUGGCACAUCAAACCAGGCUUUGCAGCCUGUCAGACCUCGCGGUGCACCUCACCCUGGAGAUGCGGGACCAGCAGCAACAACAGGAGGAGGCGCUCAGGGUGCAGUAGCACCUGGCCAUCCAGCAACCACAUCAGGUGGUAAACCCCCAGAAGAAGUUCAAGACAAGAAGCCCAUGAGGCUUAAAGACAGACUGAAACUUGUCUUGAAGAGUGGAGGGGCCAACAAACCUCGAUGUGUUGCUUGCGAUGAGCCAGUCAAGCCAUCCAAGCUGGUUGUCGCCCCGUGUGGGCAUCAGUACUGCCGGCCCUGCACCCGGGAAAUUGUCAACGUCGCCUUCAAGGACAGGAGCAUGUUCCCCCUUCGCUGCUGUGGCCAAGAGAUCCCCGCCAAGCAGGUAGCCCCGGCACUGAACCCCCGGGGUCGACGAGUGUACAUUGCGCGGGCGUUCGAGCACGCCACCCCCCAGGCCGAGCGAUGGUACUGCCCGUCAGCCAACUGCAGGGCCUGGAUCUCUCCCCGGUACAUCAGGUCAGGGGCCAAGUCACAAAAGUGCCCAUAUUGCCGCGCCACGAUCUGCCCGCAAUGCCGGGAUCUGGCACAUGGACAACGGCAAUGCACGCAUGACCCUGGCCUGGGAGAGAUCCUGGACAUGGCCCGCCGUCGGCACUGGCAGCGCUGUUACAACUGCCAUAGCUUGGUCGAGAGGAACCGUGGGUGCCCGCACAUCGUGUGCAAAUGUGGAGCAGAAUUCUGCUACAUGUGUGGCCGACAAUGGGCAACCUGCAGUUGCCGGCCAAGAGACGACGAUGCCCUGAACGACCCCGCGUGGGGAGAAGAGGGCGGUCUCGACCCUGCAGUGGUCGUGGCGGCGAUGCAGCAGGCCGAUGAAGAGAAUGCUGCGGAGGCCGUCCACGCCACUGUCUAG